Molecule: messenger RNA, 2637 nt
Organism: Alternaria ethzedia
Lineage: Eukaryota; Fungi; Ascomycota; Dothideomycetes; Pleosporales; Pleosporaceae
Exons: 7
Coding region: 1-2637 (878 amino acids)
Biological process (GO): intracellular protein transport; retrograde transport, endosome to Golgi
Cellular component (GO): retromer, cargo-selective complex; late endosome; retromer complex
Source: RefSeq, a predicted model, not a curated record
AUGGCGUCGCCGCCCCCCGUAGAAGACCAGGCCCGGCUGCUCGAAGAUGCCCUGGCCGUGGUGCGCCAGCAGACGAUGCUCAUGCGGCGCUGCCUCGAGACGCCGGGCAAGCUGAUGGAUGCGCUCAAGUGCAGCUCGACCCUCGUGUCGGAACUGCGCACCAGCAGCCUCGGCCCCAAGCAGUACUACGAGCUGUACAUGGCCGUCUUCGAUGCCCUGCGCCAUCUCUCCGUCUACCUGCGCGAGAACCACCCCGUCAACCACCUCGCCGACCUCUACGAACUCGUCCAGUAUGCCGGCAACAUCAUCCCGCGCCUGUACCUCAUGGUCACCGUCGGCACCGUCUACAUGGCCAUUGAGGAUGCGCCCGUCAAGGAGAUCAUGAAGGACAUGAUGGAGAUGAGUCGCGGCGUCCAGCACCCCAUCCGCGGCCUCUUCCUGCGCUACUAUCUGGCCGGCCAGGCUCGCGACUGCCUCCCGUCGGGCGACAGCGAGGGGCCCGAGGGUAACCUCCAGGACUCCAUCAGCUUCAUCCUGACCAACUUUGUCGAGAUGAACAAGCUGUGGGUGCGCCUGCAGCACCAGGGCCAUUCCAGGGAGCGCGAGCAGCGGACCAAGGAGCGCCAGGAACUGCAGCUCCUCGUGGGCAGCAACUUGGUCAGGCUCAGCCAGCUGGUCGACCUGGACAACUACAAGAAGAUCCUCAACCCGCUGCUGGAACAGAUUGUGCAAUGUCGCGAUGUCUUGGCCCAGGAAUACCUCCUCGAGGUUGUCACCCAGGUCUUCCCGGACGAAUUCCACCUACACACGCUCGACCAGUUCCUCUCCGCCGUCGCACGCCUAAAUCCACACGUAAAUGUCAAAGCCAUCGUAGUCGGCCUCAUGGAUCGAUUGUCGUCGUACGCGCAGAGAGAAGCCGAGUCAGAAAGCCCAGAGCAGCGCAAGAGGACGGAAGAGGAGUCAAUAGCACAACUCAUGGAGCAAAUGCGGAUAGCGAAGGAAAAAAAGGCCGCCGAACCCGAAUCAGCGCCAGCGCAGCAGAACGGAGACGCAGAGGAACCCUCAGAGACGCAACCAAGCACGGAAGAAGACUCCGAAGAGGCAUCGAAACCCGCAGAGACCUCCGCCGAGAACGACGAGACCCCAGCGACCGAGACAGAUGGCGAUAUCGAGAAGAGACGCGGCAUACCGAACAAUGUCAAGCUGUUCGAGAUCUUCCAUGAGCAGGUGCAGACGCUGGUCAAGAUGCAGCGGCUACCAAUACAAGAUACGAUCGGACUAUUGGUAUCGCUAGCAAAUCUUGCCUUGAACAUUUACCCCGAAAGGCUCGACUACAUCGACCAAGUCCUGACGUUUGCGAAUCAAAAGGUCGCCGAAUACGCGAACAGCGCCGACCUGCACUCGCAAGCAACUCAAAGCCAGAUCCUCAGCCUCCUCCUUUCGCCGAUCAAGACCUACAUCUCUCUCUUUACCGCGCUCGCAUUACCCAACUUCAUCCCUCUGCUACAUUCACAACCAUACCCGACUCGGAGAGCCGUGGCCGGCGAAGUCGCAAGAAGUCUGAUGCGGAAUCAGACCUACAUCGCAUCCGUGGAGAACCUCGAGAGUGUGCUGGAGAUCUUGAAGGUUCUCAUUCGGGAAGGCAUCCAGCAGGCGCAGGGAUACCCAGGAGGACCGAUUCAAAGACGGGCACAGGAGACGGAAGAGACGAUAGAAGAGCAGGGAUGGCUCGCGCGGAUAGUACACCUCAUUCGCGGCAAGGACAACGAUACCCAAUUCAAGCUCCUCCAAGCCGCACGCAAGUCCUUCGCCGAAGGCAACGAGCGCGUCAAGUACACAUCCCCCGCCAUCAUCACAGCAUCACUCAAGCUCGCUCGGCAAUACAAGAAGCGCGAACAUUUCGAAGACAACUGGCAAUCACAAUCAUCCGCUCUCUACAAGUUCAUGCACAGUACACUGUCGACACUCUACACCCGCGUUACUGGCUCCGCAGACCUCUCCCUCCGCCUCUUCAUCGCCUGUGGUCAAGUCGCAGAUCAGAACGGCUUCGAAGAGGUCGCAUACGAGUUCUUCGCGCAGGCGUUUACGAUAUACGAGGAGGCCAUCAGCGACUCAAGAGCGCAGUUCCAGGCUGUGUGUGUCAUUGCGAGUGGCCUACACACAACGAGGAAUUUCGGCAAGGAGAAUUACGAUACCCUGAUCACGAAGUGCGCGUUACAUGGAAGCAAGCUGCUCAAGAAGCCGGAUCAGUGUCGCGCAGUGUACCUCGCAAGUCACCUGUGGUGGGCGACUGAGAUCAGGGCAUUAGGCGAGGAGGACCCGAAGAACCUGUACCGCGACGGCAAGCGAGUGCUUGAGUGCUUACAACGUGCUCUCCGUGUGGCCGACGCAUGCAUGGAUGCCGCGGUCUCAGUCGAGCUCUUUGUCGAGAUUUUGAACAGAUACGUCUACUACUUCGACCAAGAAAACGAUGCUGUCACGACGAAAUACCUCAACGGUCUCAUCGAGCUCAUUCACUCCAACCUACAAUCCAACGAAAACGCUUCUUCGCUCGAGAACCCAAGGAAACACUUCCAGCGCACCCUGGAUUACAUAGCGAGUCGAGAAUAUGAGGGUGUGGUAACAGCGGCAAAGUAA